Myxozyma melibiosi is the source of this 2065-nucleotide messenger RNA. Its product is annotated as cytosolic Fe-S cluster assembly factor NAR1. Gene Ontology annotation, biological process: iron-sulfur cluster assembly. Gene Ontology annotation, cellular component: cytosolic [4Fe-4S] assembly targeting complex. The transcript has 2 exons. NCBI's taxonomy places the organism in Eukaryota, Fungi, Ascomycota, Lipomycetes, Lipomycetales, Lipomycetaceae. The record is from RefSeq and is a predicted model, not a curated record. The coding region runs from base 246 to 1955 and encodes 569 amino acids.
UCUUCAUCUGUUCUGAACUAUUGCACCCGCUGGUCUGCGGAUAAAAGAGGUCGAGAGAAGUAAGAUAACGAAAGGAAGAGUAUCUGACUACAGCUUGUGCUUGGUUUUGUUCUGUCAGCGUUUGGGAUAAGUCAGUCAGCAGCUUGUCCGGAAAUUUGCCAUCAAGCAGACAGACCCGUGAUCCUACACCCCACACAGACUACACAUAUUGCCAGAACAGAAAGCUCAGAUUCCGGAUAGUCAACAUGAGUGCGAUCCUCUCUGCUCAGGAUUUGAACGAUUUCAUCGGACCCGGACUGGCGUGCAUCAACCCUGUUGUUGUCAACAAGUCUGACAAUGCUGGCCACACCGAAAUCAGAAUCGACGCUACAGGCAACCCCGUCGAAGUCUCGCUCGACGGCGACGCGAACGCAGCUCCCCAGACAACUUCACUCACGCCCGCGCAAAUAAACCUCUCAGACUGUCUCGCCUGCAGCGGAUGCGUCACCUCUGCCGAGUCCGUGCUGAUCUCGCUGCAAAGCCAUACCGAGCUUCUUUCGGUUCUGAGAGCGGCGCGAGCAAAGAGCGGUGGCGAGGUUGAUGUGGAGAUGAGUGACGCGACGACGACGACAGCAACAACAGAGCACAAAAAGCUCUUUGCGGUCUCGAUAUCGCAUCAAUCCCGCGCAUCCCUCGCGGCGGCAUUUAACAUCCCUGUCGCAGCGGUCGACGCAAAACUCGCGACUCUGUUCAAAGACAUCCUCGGGUUCCAGUAUAUGGUCGGCACCGGAGUCGGACGACAGAUUUCAUUGACAUACUCUGCGCGAGAGGUUUUGGUGAACAGCGGGCGGAUGAGCAAGGCCAGCGGAGCGACUGAUACCGACGUUGUUGAUUUCAGCUCGAUGAGGAUAAGCGAUGACGACAGCGAGAAAUCGGCGACGAAGAGCAACACACAGAAGAAACCGAUAAUCUCGAGCGCGUGCCCGGGAUGGAUCUGCUACGUCGAAAAGACGCAUCCGCAUAUAAUACCGCAUCUGUCCGCGAUCAAAUCCCCCCAGCAAAUCACAGGCUCGCUUCUCAAACGGCUGAUUGCGCGCGAGAACCCGGGGAUUUGCGAAAGCGAGAUAUACCACGUGAGCGUGAUGCCGUGCUUUGACAAGAAGCUGGAGGCGAGCCGGAAAGAUUUCGCGAGCUGUGAGAAUGUGAAGGAUGUGGACUGUGUGAUUACGACGAAGGAGGUGGUGCAGUUGCUGUUGGAUGAGAAUAUUGAUUUCAUGGGGAUCAAGGAGACGCCUGCGGAGGAGAUGCUGGGGACGUUGAAGAGCAUGGCGCCUGGUGAGUGGCCUGUUGAGCAGAGCUGGGAAUCGAACGAGGGUAGCUCGUCAGGCGGAUACCUGCACCACGUCCUAUCAUCGAUCGCGCAGCACGCUCAAAAGACCGAAAACAGACAGUCGAGCGUGAAGGCUGUGCCGGGCAAGAACUCGGAUAUGGUGGAAUACCACCUGCUCGACACGUCGACAGGCGAGGUGAUUGCGAAAGCAGCACAGGUCUACGGAUUCAGAAACAUCCAGAACUUAGUCCGCAAGCUGAAACUCCCCGGAAAAGGCAACGCCCGCGCAGUCGUGUCUCGUCGCCGAGCUACGACGGCGGCGGUCGCGACGAUGAAUCCUGCGGAAUACGACUACAUCGAAGUAAUGGCCUGCCCCGGCGGCUGCAUCAACGGCGGCGGCCAAAUCGGGGCUCCGGCCGAGUCUGGCAGCAGCGAGAAAGACUGGCGCGAGACCGUCGAGGCCGCGUACCGCACGAUCGCGAGCGCGGCGGUGGAUGAUGACGGGGUGGCGGGGUGGGUGGAUCGCGUGUGGGCGGGUCCGGCGGAGGCGGAGAGCGUGGAGAGGUUGGUGGAGACGGGGUAUCGCGCGGUCGAAGGGUUUGAUGCGAACGUGAUGCCUGCGGUGUUGGUGGGUGAUAAGUGGUAGGCUGGUCUGUACAUUGUUUCUGCUUUCAUGAGUUUUCAAGAGGUUUUCAUGAGGUGUUGUGGGAUCAGAUGGUUUGCAUCGGAGCUGAUUUGUUUGUCUAUAAUGCCUGU